AUAAACUAUAAUUGAUAUUAAACAAAUAUCGAUAUCUUGGAUAUCGAUAUUCGUAUUAAUUCAGUAAUCUGAAUUGUUAUCGAUUAGUUAUUUUAAUUUGACAGACACUUUUUUCUCUCUUUUUGUCUUAGCUACGAAGACGAGAUGGCGGCCCAUAAAACAUUCAGAAUCAAGCAAAAGCUUGCCAAAAAGUUGAAGCAAAAUCGUUCCGUGCCACAAUGGAUUCGUUUGCGCACAGGAAAUACCAUUAGAUACAAUGCCAAGAGGCGCCACUGGAGACGCACUAAGUUGAAGUUGUAAACUUCAUUGCAGAGAAAUUUCGGUACCAUCUGCUUAAGGCAAUGUUUGCUGAUAGUUUUAUUAUUUGCAAGCUUCUACAAUCAUUCUUGUUUGCAGUGUAAAUGUGUGUCGAGAAAAAUAAUAUAAUAAAAUCAUGUCUAUGAUUUAAAAAAAAAAA
Molecule: messenger RNA, 457 nt
Organism: Musca domestica (house fly)
Lineage: Eukaryota; Metazoa; Arthropoda; Insecta; Diptera; Muscidae
Gene: RpL39
Product: large ribosomal subunit protein eL39
Exons: 3
Coding region: 145-300 (51 amino acids)
Biological process (GO): translation
Cellular component (GO): cytosolic large ribosomal subunit; ribosome
Molecular function (GO): structural constituent of ribosome
Source: RefSeq, a predicted model, not a curated record